Aspergillus wentii DTO 134E9 is the source of this 1526-nucleotide messenger RNA. RefSeq names its product F-box protein. The transcript has a single exon. The record is from RefSeq and is a predicted model, not a curated record. NCBI's taxonomy places the organism in Eukaryota, Fungi, Ascomycota, Eurotiomycetes, Eurotiales, Aspergillaceae. Gene Ontology annotation, molecular function: protein binding. Bases 153 to 1463 code for a protein of 436 amino acids.
CUUCUCUCACUGUUACGGACCCUCGUUUAGUGCCCCGCCUGAAAAGCUUAGGCUGCACUGUUCUGGACUAGCCCUUCGUUAUAUCAAUUCCUGCUAUCUCCAAUCCAUCGUAUUCAUUGCAAACGUUUUGCACCUGUAAUCAAAUCUGGACGAUGGUGAAUUCGCCCAUUUCAAAGCUCUCGCCUGAGCUGCUGGCGAAUAUCUUCGAGUUCCUACCUCCGGGGACUGCCCUGUUGAGCUGUCUCCUAUGUUGCAAGAAAUGGCAUUUCCUUGCCCAGGAAAUACUCUAUCGAGAUAUCGUUCUGAACAGUUCAUCGGUGGCGAAUUUCGUGCGACGAGUUCCCAGCACUCCUAGCACAGAUGCCCUCGUUCAGUCCAUCACCCUCCAAGUAGAUCCACUACAAGCGGACGCAGACGAAGACCAGAAUGCCAUUGCAUACGAAGGCAGCCGAGCCACACAACAGCUCUGGCGCUCUUUAGACAAACUUGCGAUACGAAUCCAAUCCAUGACCAGGCUGAGCAGUCUCUCUAUCUUCCGGACACCGGCCCCGGCAUUCUCUUCGUUCUGGAUCUCGCAGACCAGUCUCGCGAAAAUUGUCGAUAAUCUACCAGAGACAUGUACGAGUCUCGAAAUCGACACGAGAGAUAAUGACGAUGGUGCCAAGCCUGGCUCUGUGCACUUGUGUCUUUCUAUUCGCCGUGUUCUCCCAAGACUCCACUAUCUGCGGCUCCGGCUGAAUAGAAUUUGUCCUGAGAUUUGUGGUGGCUUUGAUGCGAACGAAUCAGAUAUCAAAGACUCAUACAAACCGUCCAAAGCACCCAAGUUGAAAGAAUGUAUCAUCAACUUGACACUUCGUACGCCCUAUCCACUUUGCUCCGGUAUAUGCGGAGUCUCGCCGCCUCAACCGAGUGUGGCCGUGAUGGUUACGGCUCUCCAAUCACUUGUCUCUACCGGGAGCGCACCAAAUCUUGAACAAUCGCGCGUGUUGGAUCUACAGGGGCAAGAAGGAGCAGAUCCUGCCUCCUAUCCGUCAUUUAUUCGUCGCGAUAUACUCUCAAAUACCAGCAGGAUAGUACCUAUUCGAGACAUUGGUGGAUUUAUCAAGCCCAGCUGGCUGAUUCGUGUGCCGGAUUCCGAGGGCGGAGAUUUGGUAUCACACCUAUGGGCGAUUGAGACCGUCGCAGAAGGAAGAGCCUGGCAGGAGACAGAACGGGGGACUCGACUCGCUGCUCCGGUUAUGAGGAAGAGGGGGUUUACUGCGUAUUUACCCGUGGAAACAAGAGAACGGUUCGUCAAACGGACGAACUUGACUUGUAUGUUGUGGAGCAAUGAGAAGGUGGCUGGGAUGAGAUUGCUGGAGAAUGAGGAGAGGGGGGUGCUAGAGACGCGUUCAGUUAGGGAGAAGAUCCCGAAUGGUUGGAUGCACCUCGAGAAUGAUGGAUACGUGUUGCCGAUUGAAUGAGAUUCAUGUGUAUUUGUGUACUUUUUUCUGGGGUUCUCAAUAUACGACUGUCAUAUAAUCCAG